This is a messenger RNA of Labeo rohita (rohu), 3148 nucleotides long. It is a transcript of the gene nap1l4b, whose product is annotated as nucleosome assembly protein 1-like 4b. Gene Ontology annotation, molecular function: histone binding; chromatin binding. The record is from RefSeq and is a predicted model, not a curated record. Gene Ontology annotation, biological process: nucleosome assembly. NCBI's taxonomy places the organism in Eukaryota, Metazoa, Chordata, Actinopteri, Cypriniformes, Cyprinidae. Gene Ontology annotation, cellular component: nucleus; chromatin. Bases 116 to 1180 code for a protein of 354 amino acids. The transcript has 15 exons.
CGGAGUAUUGGACUGAGGCGGAGUAUUAUUGGACCAAUGCGCUUUCAGCUUUACUGCCGAGUCCAUCAGCUGAACAACACCCGCUGAUACAGAAUAUCUGAGCUGUGGUAUCAAGAUGGAUGCUGACAAUGAAGCCAAAGGUAAGGUGAGCGACCAGGCGAUGCAGAACCCACAAGCAUUGGCAGCUCUUCAGGACAAAUUAGACAGUGUCUCACCUAGUGCUUCCAUCAUGGACAGCUUACCAAAGUCUGUGAAAAGAAGAGUCAAUGCCUUAAAGAAUCUUCAGGUUAACAGCACGCACAUCGAAGCCAAGUUUUACAAGGAGGUGCAUGAGCUGGAGAGAAAGUAUAGCGCUCUUUAUCAGCCGUUAUUUGACAAAAGAAGAAACUUUGUCUCUGGAGAAGUCGAACCCACUGAUGAAGAGUGUGAAUGGCAGAGUGACCAUGAGGAUGAAGCAGCAUUAGCAGAAGAUCUAAAGAAGAAAGCUGCUAUAGAGGAAAAGACAGAAGAUGCUAAUGAGGAGAAACCCAAAGGAAUUCCAGAGUUUUGGCUCACCAUAUUCCGGAGUGUGGACAUGUUGAGUGAUAUGCUGCAGGAGCAUGAUGAACCAAUACUUAAACAUCUUCAAGAUAUUAAAGUGAUAUUUUCUGGUCCUGAUCAGUCUAUGAGCUUCACAUUAGAGUUCCAUUUUGAACCCAAUGAGUACUUCACCAACACAGUCCUCACAAAAGUAUACAAAAUGAAGUCGGAGCCAGAUGCAGAUGAUCCGUUUUCAUUUGAGGGACCAGAAAUCAUCGACUGUGAGGGGUGUGAAAUUGAUUGGCACAAAGGCAAAGAUGUGACGGUAAAAACGAUCAAGAAGAAACAGAAGCACAAAGGCAGAGGGACAGCGAGGGUCAUCACCAAACAAGUGCCCAAUGACUCCUUUUUCAACUUUUUCAACCCUAUUAAAGUUUCACCAGAUAAAGAGUUGGAUGAAGAUUCCGAGUACACUUUAGCCACAGAUUUCGAAAUCGGUCAUUUCUUCAGGGAAAGAAUCGUUCCGAGAGCAGUUUUGUAUUUCACAGGAGAAGCUCUGGAGGACGAUGAAAGUUUUGAAGAGGAGGAACUAGAUGAGGGUGAAGAGGAGGACCAAGAUGAGGAGGAUGAUGACGAUGAAGAGGAGGGAGAUUCUAAGUGACAGGCAUAAGUCAUUCUCACCUCAUACAUUUCUAGACCGGGGAUCCUCAGCCUGCAGAGUGCAAACAACAGUAGAUCGGAUCACUCACUCCUGCCACUGUCAAACCCCAUCAGCUCAUCUAGAUUCAGCCCUGUAGUGUGGCAUACGGUCUCUGAUGAGCGCUUCAUCCAACAAAACAAAACUUGACGAUGCAGUACAUUGGUAAACUAGUUUUUUAUUUAUUCUACAGAAUUAGCUUACUUUAAAAUUCAGCUGCUAUAAAACAGCACUGUAGAUAAAUUGGGCAAUUCCAGAUUAUAGUUGGGCCUCAGAAUGUGUAUAUAUAUAUAUAUAUAUAUAUAUAUAUACAUAUAUACAUAUACAUAAAUGUAAAACUAUUUUUUAAUUCAUGAUUUAGACAUGUACAGACUUCAGAUAUGUCAUUGCAUAGCCAAAAAAAAACGUUGACGUGCAGCAUCUUCAAACAGGUGAAAUUUUAAGCCUGAAUAAAAUAAAUGGGAUUGUAUUCUAACUUCCUGUGCACAUCUAACCUUUGUCAAGGUUGUUUGUAUUUAACAAAUAGUUUCUCUUUUCACUUUUGAAGUGUUCUGUGUCAUGGACAUAACCAUUUUUUAACACAGCAUAUCUAUUUAUGUACUUUUUGAACAAAACUGCAUGUUUAUGCACUUAUUUAUUUAUGGGACUGCUAGCUAGCUAGCCAGUCCAACUAAUGUAUCCGUGAUAUCUUGCAGGCAUCAAGUAAUUGUGUUCAAUCAUAUCCAGCCUCUUUGCAAUAUCUAACAUUUCUUUCAUUUGACUUUCUCCUGAAAAUCAUAAUUAAAAAAAAAUUUAAAAAUAAAUCUCUGCACCACUACAUACGUAUGCUCAGUUGAUGUAGUCUCUCUUUUUACUUUUUUUUAAAAUAUGUUUUUAAAUAUACGUUAUAUCCAUAAUGCUGGAAUUGCUCAAUUUAGAUUAAAUAGUCAAAGACGAUAGGGCAAAAGUCCACUGCCAAUUCUGAGUGGUCUGCAGAUGAUUACACAUCCUGAAAGUCACGUGUUUUAUGUGAUCACAUCAACAAGAUAUGACAUCGCAUCCCAAAGUUGACUGAAUUAAUUUAUUUUGUGACUUGAUCUCAUAGGUUACUCAGGGUUUUUUAUGCCAAGAUGACAGUGUGCGAGUAUCCAGCAUUGUGAAACUGUUGAUAUCUAACCUGCUUAACGUUCUCUUUUGUCUUGUAGAAGAAGGAAGACUUUUGAAAUGUAGUUUUAGUUAUAACAGAGUUAUUUAUAUAUCUUUUCCAUCUUUAUAUUAUUGUUUUGAACACUGUCUUGGUCUUGUGCUUUUUGGUGGAUCCCUGAGAGAAUAUGUUUUGCUGAUGUAUGUUCUGUACCCAGUUGAUUAUAGCCCCUUUUAGCAUUUCAAAAAUGCUUUUGCUGUACUGCCCAAGCACUUACAAAAAAGAAAAAAAAAAAAUUAAACAAAUACUUUUAUUGCCAAAGAGAGUGAUCUGAUUUCACUUUACCACAAACUUUGUGUGAAAGCAUUUCAUUCGAAAUAAUUAGAUAUUAAUGCUAAAGAAUGCAUGUAAUAUUAAAGGAAUGUUUCAGGUACAAUACGAGUUUAAAACUCAUUCGACAGCAUUUGUAGUAAUUACUGCAAACAAUAAUUUAGAUUUAUCCCUAGUUUUCUCAAAAAUAACAACAAAAGCACAAUCAAGGUUACGAUAAACUACUUGCGAUAGAAGUGAAUAGGGCUUAUUUCUGAAUGAUUUAAAAGCAGAAAUGUGAAACGUGUAAUACUGUAAAAGUAUUUACGUUAUUUCUUUUGAGGUUAAUGUGAAAGAGUUAUGCUUUGCUAAUUGGUUAUUCCCAGAGAAGAAAAUAAGUUACCUCAGACUAAAAAAAUGAAUGUAUGAUAGAUCACUUGAAAAGUUCAAGGUCAAAUGCUAAUUAAGUUUAAGAAUUACUGUUAUGAUGUCUGACCAAU